Molecule: messenger RNA, 2581 nt
Organism: Choloepus didactylus (southern two-toed sloth)
Lineage: Eukaryota; Metazoa; Chordata; Mammalia; Pilosa; Megalonychidae
Gene: BRD9
Product: bromodomain containing 9
Exons: 17
Coding region: 1-1941 (646 amino acids)
Biological process (GO): regulation of transcription by RNA polymerase II
Cellular component (GO): nucleus
Source: RefSeq, a predicted model, not a curated record
AUGGGCAAGAAGCACAAGAAGCACAAGACCGAGUGGCGCUCGUCGUACGAGGAUUACACAGACAAGCCCCUGGAGAAGCCCCUGAAGCUGGUCCUCAAGGUCGGAGGAAGUGAAGUGACUGAACUCUCAGGCUCUGGCCACGACUCCAGCUACUACGAUGACAGGUCAGACCACGAGCGAGAGAGGCACAAAGAAAAGAAGAAGAAAAAGAAGAAAAAGUCAGAGAAGGAGAAGCAUCUUGAUGAUGAUGAGAGGAGGAAGCGGAAGGAAGAGAAGAAAAGGAAACGCGGAAAGGAGCACUGCGACUCCGAGGGGGAGGCGGAGGACUUCCAUCCUGGGAAGAAGGUGGAGGUGGAGCCUCCCCCGGACCGGCCCCUCCGAGCAUGCAGGGCUCAGCCAGCUGAAAAUGAGAGCACACCUAUUCAGCAACUACUAGAGCAUUUCCUCCGCCAGCUCCAGAGGAAAGAUCCUCAUGGCUUUUUUGCUUUUCCUGUCACGGAUGCAAUUGCUCCUGGAUAUUCAAUGAUCAUAAAGCAUCCAAUGGAUUUUGGCACAAUGAAAGACAAAAUUGUAGCUAACGAGUACAAGUCAGUCACAGAAUUCAAGGCGGACUUCAAGCUGAUGUGUGACAAUGCCAUGACCUACAACCGGCCCGACACUGUGUACUACAAGCUGGCCAAGAGGAUCCUGCUCGCCGGCUUCAAGAUGAUGAGCAAAGAACGGCUGUUAGCGUUGAAGCGCAGCAUGUCGUUUAUGCAGGACAUGGAUUUCUCUCAGCAGGCAGCUCUUCUGGGCAACGAGGACACAGCUGCUGAGGAACCCGUUCCUGAAGUGGUACCCGUACAAGUAGAAACUGCCAAGAAGUCCAAAAAGCCAAGUAAAGAAGUGCUUAGCUGCAUGUGUGAGCCGGAAGGGAACGCCUGCAGCCUGACGGACAGCACGGCGGAGGAGCACGUGCUGGCCCUGGUGGAGCACGCGGCUGACGAGGCCCGGGACCGGGUUAACCGGUUCCUCCCGGGCGGCAAGAGGUGUUCCAGACCGUUCCGUCCACUAGCGAUACGCUGUGAGUCGGGGGCCAGGCCAGACUUCCCAGCACCGAGGUGGAAGACACAGAUGGGCUACCUCAGGAAGAGCGGGGACGGUGGUCUGCUCUACCGUGUGGUCAAUGUGGCUGAGCCUGAGGCUGAAGAGGAAGAGACCCACCCAGUGGACUUGAGUUCGCUCUCGAGCAAGUUGCUCCCGGGUUUUACAUCGCUGGGCUUCAAAGACGAGAGGAGAAACAAAGUUACAUUUCUCUCUAGUGCAAGUACUGCACUUUCAAUGCAGAAUAAUUCCGUGUUUGGUGACUUGAAGUCAGACGAGACGGAGCUGCUGUACUCCGCCUACGGAGACGAGACGGGCGUGCAGUGCGCGCUGAGCCUGCAGGAGUUCGUCAAGGAUGCCGGGAGCUACAGUAAGAGGAUGGUGGACGAUCUGCUCGACCAGGUCACGGGCGGGGACCACUCCCGGGUGCUCUUCCAGCUGCGGCAGAGGAGAAAUGCUCCGAUGAAGUCUCCAGAUGAAGUGAAGGCUGGGGGCUCACUUGGAGACGGCAGCGGCUCGGUUCUGGAUUUUAUGGCAAUGAAACCGUACUCUGAUGUCUCUCUGGAUAUUUCCACGCUCAGCUCCCUGGGGAAAGUGAAGAAGGAGCUGGACCAUGACGACGGCCACCUGAACCUGGACGAGACGACGAAGCUCCUGCAGGACCUGCACGAGGCUCAGGCCGAGCGGGGCAGCUCCCGGCCCUCUUCCAACCUCAGCUCUCUGUCCAAUGCCUCUGAGCGGGACCAGCACCACCUGGGCAGCCCCUCCCGGCUCAGUGUUGGGGAGCAGCAGGAUGCAGUCCACGACCCCUACGAGUUCCUGCAGUCUCCAGAGCCUGCGGCCUCGGCAAGCAGCUAGCCCCACGUGGCCUCGGGUCGGUGUUUGUUUUUAAGAUUUACUUGUACGGAGCUUUUGUCAGGAGACAGACUCAUUUUAUCCCCUUUGGAGUGAGGGAAGUUAUGUCCGUGAUGUCAUGUUGGCGGCUUGCCGCACUCGGGAUUUCUAGGUGUAGCCUGAUGCCCCUGAGUGUGGAACUGGAGGUCCAUGUGUGUCUGCUCCGGGCACAGGCGCCGGCUGCGCUGUGGCUUGUCCUGCCGCCACGAGCCCUGUCCAGGAGGCCCCGGGACACAGUGGCAGAGCAGGCCGGGGCGGGUGCUGUGUGUACCCGUGCACAUUGUCCGAUGUCCAAGGUUGUGGCUCAGGAGCCCCCUGCCCUGUUCCCGCAGCCCCUGCCAGUGGCAGGAGGUGCACUUUGUGACGAUGGAGGUCGUGGCUCUGGUGCCCCCCGGCCGGUGGCAGGACCAGGCCAGCACUCCUGUGUGUCUGGUGUGUGCAGGAAGGCGGGCACCCUGCUGCAGGGGAACACGUUGUCCUACCUUUUAAAAUGAAGUGUUAGUGUCCAUAAAACAUUUUUUAUCCUGGAUGUGUUUACUGGAUGACUGUCUAUAUUUGCAAAACGUUAUAAAUGCAGAUCUUAAUAAAAUGAUGUAAAAGAGUG